Arachis ipaensis is the source of this 1636-nucleotide messenger RNA. It is a transcript of the gene OCT3, whose product is annotated as organic cation/carnitine transporter 3. Gene Ontology annotation, molecular function: transmembrane transporter activity. Gene Ontology annotation, cellular component: membrane. The record is from RefSeq and is a predicted model, not a curated record. Gene Ontology annotation, biological process: transmembrane transport. NCBI's taxonomy places the organism in Eukaryota, Viridiplantae, Streptophyta, Magnoliopsida, Fabales, Fabaceae.
UCAUUCUAGCUAGAAACUAAUUACUAUCUAAGAUUUCUUUCCUUUAUAAAGCCUUAAAUCUUAACACACAUCCAUAUAUAGUUUCCAACAACAUUUAUUCGAACAUACAAUGCAUAUCUAUGGCUGAGUCAACCCCUCUUCUCUCUCAACCAACUGAUUCUGAUUCUUCUCUUACAGAACCACCUCCGUUAUUAUUAUCAGAAAAACACCUUCCUUCUCUUGCUUCAACGGUUGAGAAAUGCAUUGGAGAAUUCACUUGGUCCCAAUUCCUGCAAGCAGUUCUUGUCUCCUUUGCUUGGGUCUUUGAUGCUCAACAAACAUUCAUCAGCGUCUUCACCGGCUUGGAAUGCGAAAACUCCUUCGUCACAAGCCUUCCGGCUUCUUUGUUCUUUCUUGGAUGCUUAGUCGGUGGCAUUGUUCUUGCCACGCUGGCUGAUUCCUCCCUAGGCCGCAAGAACAUGCUCUUAUUUUCGUGCCUUUUCAUGUCCCUCUCUUCGCUACUCGCCGCAUUCUCUAUAAAUAUUUGGGUAUACUCUCUGAUCAAAUUUCUCUGCGGAUUUGCCCGCGCCACUAUCGGGACCUCGGCUCUCGUUCUAACUUCUGAGCUCGUAGGUAACCGGUGGCGCGGGCAAAUAAGCGUGGUUGGAUUCUUUUGCUUCACCAUCGGGUUCUUGUCCCUUCCUGCAAUGGCUUACGCUAACAGAAACUCUUCAUGGCGAAACCUUUACAUGUGGACUUCAAUUCCAGCCAUUUUCUAUUGCGUGAUUGUCAAGUUCUUCGUUCGCGAGUCCCCAAGAUGGCUUCUAGUGAAAGGAAGAAAAGAAGAAGCAGCAGAGACGUUGAAAUGCAUCUCUUCAAUCACUCAGAGUAACGUUAACCUCGCAGUCAACGGAAUAUUCCCAAGCAAUGUGGAUCCGGAUCUAACCAUGAACAAUACCGAUCUGUAUUGCGCUUUGAAGAUUCUGUUGCAAAAGAAAUGGUCUUCUAGAAGGUUAUGGACGGUUAUGGCUUCCGGAUUCGGAAUUGGAUUGGUGUAUUACGGUAUGCCGUUAGGGCUUGGAAACUUGUCCUUCAACCUUUAUCUCAGUGUCACGCUUAACGCGUUAUCGGAGCUUCCGUCUUCUCUGUUGACUUUCGUGCUUAUCGAUAAGUUCAAGAGAAGAAACGCGCUUCUUGUUUUCACAGUUGUGAGUGGAGUAUUCAGUGUGUUGUCGAGCAUAGAAGGUAAGGUGUGGAGUCAGAUGGAAAUUUGGUUUGAAUUGAUAUCGUUCUUUAGUGCUUGCACGGCGUUUCAAGCGCUGGUGUUGGGUGGGUCGAUUAGUCCGGUAGUGGUGGGUGAAGGUAGGAAGAACAAGUUUGUUUGUUAUGGAGUUUUUGGGUUGGUGAUUUGUUGUAGUGGUGUAUUUGGGGUAUUCUUACCUGAGACAAGAGGGAGACCCCUUUCUGAUACCAUGGAAGAUGAAGAAAGCAAAGGGCGUAGUGCCACGUUAGCAUGAUGGACAAAGGAAUUUUCUUUUUCAGGUGCUCUAAACAAAAUAAUAAGAUAUUUAUGGAUGGAGUUGGUUCGGUUUUGCAUUUUGUUAUGUAUUCGAAUUAAAUAAAACUGAUUAAAAAUAAAUUGGUUCGAUUGGAGUAA